Danaus chrysippus (African queen) is the source of this 426-nucleotide messenger RNA. The record is from the annotation of a GenBank genome assembly. NCBI's taxonomy places the organism in Eukaryota, Metazoa, Arthropoda, Insecta, Lepidoptera, Nymphalidae.
AUGUCGGCAUAUGAAUCAAACGCUUACUUUACAGGCAACGGGACAUUCAAGUCUAUAAAUCCCAUUCUGUCUAAAGUGGGGGAUUUCACUCCUUUCUAUAUCACGAUAGCUAUCUGCUCUGUCAUCUUGGGCUCGCUGCUUGUCAUCAAUUUUGUUUGCUGUUGUUCGCGCUACUCUGACUAUUGGCUCGAUCGGCAUACUGGUAACAGGUGGCUGGUAUCUAUAUGGUCGGCGACACCCCACAAACAACCACCUCUUGACUUUACUGAACUAGAGAGUCAAUACCAGCCAGUGGAGUACGUGCAUCCUUAUCACACUGAGGAUUAUCAAGAAGUGCAUCACGAAGUGAGGCAAUCUAUAUCACAGCAACCACUUACCACAUCACAAGAAUAUCUAGAACUUCAUAAGAAGGAGAGUGACAUAUAA